UCGUCCGAACACACUGGCGGGAGACAGAAACGUUGCGAGCUUCCUUGUCGGUGGGGAUUUGGCGUAGAGUAGCGUACAAAAGCAACGUUGCUCAUUUCAUUUAAAUACUUUGGACGCCUUAUGAGCUGCAUUUCAAAUUCCUGGGAGAGAAACACGGCUAACUGCGACAGUUUCCAGGUUCUUGCUAACCAAACUGCUGCUAACGUUAACUGGCUAACGCGCUAGCUAGCUAGGCAGCACCUGCUGACCCGUCUAAGCCUUUGUCUCUUUAGAAAGGUCUCCGAAGACUUUCGUUUCUUUCUCACGUUUUCCAGCUUUUCGUACUUUAUUUUUGCCUGUUUGUUUCCUGGGAAACUCUGUUGCAAUUUUAUUUCCUCCUGUCUUGCUAAACUUGCUAAACCGCAUAGCAGAGUAACAUGGCAAAAGUGCAAGUGCUGAAUGUUGCUGUUCUGGACAACCCGAGUCCUUUUGGAAACCCUUUUCAGUUUGAGAUAACGUUUGAGUGCAUGGAGGAUCUUCCAGAGGAUCUUGAGUGGAAAAUCAUAUACGUGGGCUCAGCCGAGAGUGAGGAGUAUGAUCAGACUCUUGACUCCGUCCUGGUUGGCCCAGUCCCUGCAGGAAGACACAUGUUUGUGUUCCAGGCUGAUGCCCCAAACACAGCCCUGAUCCCUGAGAGUGAUGCUGUGGGUGUCACUGUUGUCCUGAUCACCUGCACAUACAGAGGACAAGAGUUUAUUCGCAUUGGUUAUUAUGUCAACAACGAGUACACUGACGCUGAGCUCAGGGAGAACCCACCACUCAAACCUGACUAUGGGCAGCUCCAGAGAAACAUUUUGGCUUCAAACCCACGUGUGACCAGAUUCCAUAUCAACUGGGAGGGAUGUUCAGAGAAGAUGGAGGAUUCUGAGAAUGUGGAUCCGGCUCCUAACGCGAUGCUGCCCCCUUCGUGCCCUCCAGGCAAAGCACCUCCACUCGGACUAAUGCCAGACAACUCCAUGGACUGCUUGUAAAGAUCCAAGGCCACGUGUAAAGAAAUCCCUCACCUCAGAGCACUUAUGUGCAAGAUCCACCGGUCCAGAGAAGAUGACAUGCAGAUCAGCAAUGACUUUCUUGAUUUUCGGAUUCAUGGUUUGGUCAGGCUCUCAAUGUAUUGAGUCUGCUGGCUUAAACAAUCAGUGGCAUUAACGUUUGACAUGUUAGAAGAAUGAAUGUGUCAGAGCAGUACUGAAACAACUUGUGAGACGGACUGAGUAACGAGUGUGAGACGUAUCCCCAGCUCUUGUUCACACUGUUACAUAUGCUUGUCUUGAGCCAUGCCGUUCGAUUUUUCAGAGAGUCUUCAGAAAGAGAGGUUGUAAGUUAUUAUAGGUCAUGUGACAUCACAGGAGCGAUAUGUUGCUCAUCCAUAAGAAAAAGAUCAGAUUUGCUGUGUUUAACACAGUCUGCAGGUGGGAUUGUAUAAUACUGUAUAUAUGUUUACUCUGAUUUGUAUGCCAGCUGUCCAAAUAAAUAAAUAUCUUUUGUUAUGUGA
Colossoma macropomum (tambaqui) is the source of this 1531-nucleotide messenger RNA. It is a transcript of the gene asf1ba, whose product is annotated as anti-silencing function 1Ba histone chaperone. The transcript is spliced from 4 exons. Gene Ontology annotation, molecular function: histone binding. The coding region runs from base 417 to 1010 and encodes 197 amino acids. Gene Ontology annotation, biological process: DNA replication-dependent chromatin assembly. NCBI's taxonomy places the organism in Eukaryota, Metazoa, Chordata, Actinopteri, Characiformes, Serrasalmidae. Gene Ontology annotation, cellular component: nucleus. The record is from RefSeq and is a predicted model, not a curated record.